AUGUUCGUUCCAAGCAACAACAAUUUCUCACAGGAAGACCCGUUACAACGUGAAGUCAUUCAUCUGUUGCACACUCAGUUUCCGCACGUGAAUGAAAGUACAAUUCAAACAUUAUUGGAACAAUCGAAUUACGAGAAGGAUCAAGUGCUGACAGUCUUACAGAACAUGAGCCACCAGGAAGGUACAUCAAUGGGGAAUUCAUCAUUCGCACAUUCACAGCCCUGUAAUUUUUCUCAUACAUCCCCUUCCAUGGCGCCGAUGAAUUUAUCGCAACAACAAUCCAUGGUGAAUUCUGUGAUGAUCAGUCCAUCCAUGCAUGCAAGUAGCAGUAAUUUGUAUCCACAGAAUUCCAUGAUGGGAAAUAAUACACAACCGUAUCAGUAUCAUUUUGCGUCAACUUCCAGUUAUCCUUCUAUGAAUGUGAAUCCAUCCAUACCAAAUUCCAUGAUCACAGCAACUCCUGUCAACAACAGCACGGUGCCACCAUAUCACUUUCAUGACAACAUGUUAUCAACAAGUUACUGCGGACCCUAUUGCAAUCCUUCAUUUGUCAAUGGCAAUUUGAUGAUGAGUAGCAAUACGCUCUCUUCAAUGCCUCCCAUUUCUCUGUCCACACGUACUAACACAGAUGACACCCUGAUGAAACCUAUCAAAUCCAUCACUGAAAAACAACCUUGUCAAGAUUGGGAUUUAUGCAAAAAAACAAAUGAUCAAGAUCAUGUUGAAAACUUCUUUCACCCAUGUAAAUUUGGCACUUCUUGUAAGAAUAUGAAUCAACCAGGACAUCGAAAUCGUUAUUUACAUCCAUGCAGCCAACCUCAAGGCAAAUGCACCAAAUUACAAGACAGAGAGCAUUGCACCUUUUUCAUUCAUUAUAGAGAUGAUAAGCCAGUCACAUCAACAUACACGUAUCCAGGAGCUAAAGACAUUUGUAUCAGCGCUAUGAAAUGUUCCAAGAGUUCCAAUAGGUAUCACAUGGUUUCAUAUAGACACAUAUGUAGAGAAGGCGAAAAGUGUAAGGAAUUAGAUUCAAAUCAGGAGCACAAGAAUUUAUUUCUCCAUCCAUGUCGAUUCAAAUCCCAAUGUACCCAGAAAAACGUCAAAGCUCAUUCUCGAAACUUUAUUCAUCCAUGCCCUGAAGGUUCGAGUUGUAAGAAAUUCCUGGAAGGAAUUGAUAUGAUGCCUCACAUUGUUCUUUUUUCUCAUCCAGUUGGUUCUGACAGCUCCAACCUCGUGAAAUAUGAAUGGCCACAGACUUGGGUGACACCACCUCCACCAAAAUUAAGCAAAAAUCCCUUAGAAAAGCCUCACUUUGCCAAAGUGAAAAUCGCAUCCAGCACUGCUGAAUAUCAACAAGUGCAACAAUUCUUCAACAAAACCAUAACAACUACCAAGACCAUUAUCUCUAUUGAGAGAAUUGAAAAUUAUUUACUAUGGUUUAGAUUUUGUCAAAAAAGAAAGAAAAUGGGAAGUUUACACAACGAAACACAAUUAUUUCAUGGAACCCAUUUAGCAUAUAUUGAUUUAAUUGCUGAACAGGGAUUAGAUCCACGUGUAAGCGGAAGUGGUAAAUUUGGCUUUGCAAUCUAUACCAGCCCUUAUUCGAGAUAUUCAGAUACCUAUGCAUCAGCAAAUAAUAAUAAUCCAAAAUAUAUAUUUGUGGUGAGAGGACUUGUUGGAGACACAUAUACAAUACCAGGUAUCACAACGAUGGGCUCAAUUAAAAGGCCUCCAGUGAAACCAGGUUCAACAACACAAUUGUAUGAUAGUGUGACUGGGUGGAAUGGACAGGAAAUUAUGUUUUAUGACCAAACUCAAGUGUAUCCAGAAUACUUGAUUACCUACAAUUAA
Molecule: messenger RNA, 1851 nt
Organism: Naegleria lovaniensis
Lineage: Eukaryota; Heterolobosea; Eutetramitea; Acrasida; Naegleriidae
Exons: 1
Coding region: 1-1851 (616 amino acids)
Molecular function (GO): ubiquitin binding; NAD+ poly-ADP-ribosyltransferase activity
Source: RefSeq, a predicted model, not a curated record